AUCGCGGCAUUCAAACAAAAUGAUCGUUGAAGUCUUGAUAUUGCUAUUAACAUUUCUUUUGGUAUAUUUAUUUAGUUUACAUAGACGCAUCCAGCAAUAUUUCGACGAGCAAGGCGUCAAAUAUUUGCCUGGAAUACCGAUAUUUGGUAACGCCUUCAAGAGUAUCUUCCUGCUUGAUCACUUUGUGCGUGACAUCGACGUUGUGUACAAAGCUUUUCCAAACGACAGAUAUGUAGGCUAUAUUGAAGGUAUAACACCAAUAAUCCUAGUGAGAGACCCAGAGCUGAUCAAGACAAUAACGGUAAAGGAUUUCGAACACUUCGUUGACCGCAAACCGCUCUUGGAUGAAGAAACAGAACCACUUGUAGGAAGCAACUUGUUUUUAAUGAAAGGUGAGAAAUGGCAUGAUAUGCGAACAACGCUAAGUCCGGCGUUCACCAGCUCCAAGAUAAAAAAGAUGAUGCCCUUUAUGACUAAAAUCAGCGCUAACAUCAUUGAAUACUUACGAGAUCAUACAAACGAGGAGAUCGAUGUGGAAGAUGUGAUGCGUCGAUACACAAACGAUGUGAUAGCAGCAUCUGCUUUCGGUCUUGAAGUGAACUCGCUGAAGGAUAAAAAUAACGAAUUCUAUAGAACUGGACAAAAAAUGCUAGCGCUCAAUUCCUUCCAAAGAUUCAAAUUUGUUGUGUCUACUAUGUUCCCUAAUGUUUGUAAGAAAUUAGGCGUCCGUAUAUUUCCCGAGGAGAAAACGCGGUUCUUUAAAAACCUGGUGACCAGCACAAUGGAUUAUAGAGAAAAGAAUAAAGUAGAGAAACCGGACAUGAUUCAACUUUUAAUGGAAGCUUAUAAAGGUACAUUAAAAGAUGAAGAAGAUGAAAUUUCUUCACAGGCGGUUGGAGGUUUCAAACCGAAAUCCAAGCAAAGACAAUGGACUAAAGACGAAUUAGCUGGUCAAGUAUUUGUUUUCUUUUUGGCUGGUUUUGACGCUUCAGCUACAUUGCUGGCAUUUUGUGUCCAUGAGCUAGCUCUUAAUCCGGACGUUCAAGAGAAAUUGUACCAGGAGAUCAAAGAGUUCAAAGAGGAAAACGGAGUUUUAACGUAUGAAAAUAUGAGCAAGCUUAAGUACCUUGAAUGUGUUUUAAGCGAGACCUCAAGAAAAUGGACACCCAUCAAUCUCGAUCGAGUGUGCACUAAAUACUAUAAACUACCACCUCCAAGAGAAGGUGCAAAGCCUGUAAAGGUUAGACCAGGAGAUGUUAUAUAUAACGUCGUGAAUUCAAUUCAAAUGGAUCCCGCUCAUCACCCGCAUCCGGAAAAAUUUGACCCAAGCAGAUUCUCAGACGAGAACAAACAUAAAAUCAAACCAUUCACGUUCAUGCCUUUUGGAAAGGGACCCAGGAUUUGUAUCGGAGCCAGAUUCGCCUUGUUAGAAGUAAAAACUCUUUUAUACAACUUUGUACUAAACUUUAAAAUAAAUAAGUGCGAAAAAACCGUUGAUCCGAUUAAGCUUGUACCUCAUGAAUUUAAUAUUUGUAUCAAAGGUGGUUCUUGGGUUAAAUUAGAACGUCGAACAUAGACUAUCAAUUAUCGUACAAAAAGUAAAUAAUUAUAUUUAAAAUAUUGUUCCUAAUUUAACGAUCUACAGAGACUAAUUUUUAUUUACAUUUUAUAAUAAUUAUGGGAAUAAAAAAAAAUAUGAAAUGCUUUCUAGCAUAUAAUUAUUAUUUUUAAAAAUGCUAAUAUGCAAUAAGUUUAUAAUAAUUCUCUCGUUUUAAGUCGAUGUAUAAACUGUUAUAUUAAAAUGUAUUUUAAAUAA
Messenger RNA from Melitaea cinxia (Glanville fritillary), 1816 nucleotides. RefSeq names its product cytochrome P450 9e2-like. The record is from RefSeq and is a predicted model, not a curated record. The transcript is spliced from 10 exons. Bases 20 to 1576 code for a protein of 518 amino acids. Lineage: Eukaryota; Metazoa; Arthropoda; Insecta; Lepidoptera; Nymphalidae. Gene Ontology annotation, molecular function: oxidoreductase activity, acting on paired donors, with incorporation or reduction of molecular oxygen; monooxygenase activity; heme binding.